Molecule: messenger RNA, 315 nt
Organism: Racocetra fulgida
Lineage: Eukaryota; Fungi; Glomeromycota; Glomeromycetes; Diversisporales; Gigasporaceae
Source: the annotation of a GenBank genome assembly
GGGGUCCCAAAAUUCGGGUUGGAAGUCAUCGGAAUCCUGAUCGGCUGCCGGAAUUGAUCGAUUUUGCUCAAGAUAAGGAUAACACCUUGUCAGGAUUAUUAGAUCCCGAAGCGACAUCUAGCAUAUCGUCUAAUUUUAAACAUUUAAAUGCUUCUUUAUCACCUUUGAGCGUUUCACCCGAUGGAGGCCAUGAUAACGAAGUCCAGAAGUGUCGCCUUAAGGACUCCCAAUAUUCUUUAGCCGAAAUGGCAAUAUCAGUGGGUGAUUGGUUUGGUAUGAUGAUUUUUGGAGCUGGAAACCGAGUUAUUCUUGUAG